Messenger RNA from Anoplophora glabripennis (Asian longhorned beetle), 925 nucleotides. Its product is annotated as coiled-coil domain-containing protein 115-like. The transcript has a single exon. The record is from RefSeq and is a predicted model, not a curated record. Gene Ontology annotation, cellular component: extrinsic component of endoplasmic reticulum membrane. NCBI's taxonomy places the organism in Eukaryota, Metazoa, Arthropoda, Insecta, Coleoptera, Cerambycidae. The coding region runs from base 338 to 829 and encodes 163 amino acids. Gene Ontology annotation, biological process: vacuolar proton-transporting V-type ATPase complex assembly.
GACUCCAAGUGAAUUAAGACAAUGAAACUCAAUUCUGUAAAAAAUGUAACAAUAACAUUUAAAACAUGCUUUGUUAAAUGUCUGUAUGUGUAUCUGUUUAUUUUUAAGUAAAAAAUUAUAAAUAGGCUUCAAAUUCAAAGGUAAGCUAUAUAUUUUGCAACUUUGGUAUUGUGGUACCCAUCUAAGGACUUUAUAUAUGGACUACGGACUGACGCCGCGCCAUCUAUCGAUAUUCGAUUUUACCUUACUGGUCAUAUGACAUCAAGGUUAAAAACUAAAUAAAAACAUAACCUCAAACGUCAAAUCAACAGUUCUCUACCAAAAAAAAAGUGCAGAAAUGGCACAGGAUACUGAAGAUCUCGACAGGAUUUGUGACACACUGGAUAAGUUGACUUUGGACGCACUCACCCUCAUGGAAGAAAAAAUUAAACUGACUUUAAACACUGAGAAUGCUAUGUGCGGGGGCGAGGCCCAUCUAGCGAAAGCUAGGUACAUAAUGGGGCAGAAUAACGUGUCUUCUUUGCAACUUCCCACAGAGAACAGUCCGGAUUUUAUGGCUGUAGCUAAAGUGUAUUCCAAUGAAGAAGAAAAACUCUUUGGACAAACGUCUUAUGAGCUACAUUUAACCCAGAAAUCUGAAGAAACGGUGCAAGACCCUAUUAGGUGGUUUGGUAUCCUUGUACCUCAGAACCUGAAUUACGCUCAAAAUAUGUUCAGGCAAGCUUUACAGUGGGCUGUGCAGGCAGUGAAUGUGCAGACACAGCUGAAGGAGACUAUCGAGAAGAUUUACCAGUUGAAGGAGGUUAAAACUAGGAUUUCGGCAAAAUAAUAAGUUGAGUGAAUUUUUUCUUAGUUAUUUUAGUUUUGAAUGUAUUAUUUAUUAAGCAUUUAAAAUUUCAUCAUAAUUAUGAAUGUAAAAUAUAUU